UCUGAUCUGCUAUCGGCGGCCCAGUCUACUCCAUCUCCAUUGAACCUCUCCUCUACUUUCUCUCUCUAGAACUCUACCUUCUCUCUCUAGAAAAGACAAUUAAGGUGUUUGUUGAGAAUGGUGGCGAGUUCAUAUCCAUAAUUAACUCUGUAACCUCUGAUAUCUCAUUCUUUCUCUCUCCAUUUCUUUCUUUCUUAUUUAGCAAUCUUAAGCUUGAACCAGUUCACGCAAAGUUUUGAUCUUCACUGUUAUCUUCGUCUGAAUUGGGCCAAGAUGCCGGGAUUAGUAUCAAUCAAAACCCCACCGGACGCGCCGCCGCUACGGAUCUCAGUAUCCGAAGCCCCAACACCCACUCAUGCCCAAAGAUCCGAACCCGGAAUACCCAAAACCCCAUCUCCACUACCCAAGAGGAUGCCGUCUCCUUCCGCCUCCGGCUCCGCUCCUCGGUCUAAACCCUCGCCGGACCGACGAUCGAAGAAGCCGCAACCGGAAAGUCCGAACCAGAUCCUGUCCGAGACUUCACUGGAUAAUCCGGAUCUCGGGCCGUUUUUACUGAAAUUGGCCAGAGACACGAUCGCCUCCGGGGAAGGCCCAAUUAAGGCUCUGGACUUCGCUGUUCGGGCUUCGAAGUCGUUUGAGCGAUGCGCUGUUGAUGGAGAGCCUAGUUUGGACUUGGCUAUGAGUCUUCAUGUUCUCGCUGCUAUAUACUGUAGCUUGGGGAGGUUUGAGGAGGCUGUACCGGUUCUGGAGAGGGCGAUUCAGGUGCCUGACGUUCCGAGGGGUGCGGAUCACGCGCUCGCUGCCUUCUCUGGGCAUAUGCAGUUGGGAGACACGUACUCAAUGCUGGGGCAGGUAGACCGUUCCAUUUUGUGCUAUGAGGAGGGAUUGAAGAUCCAGAUCGAAGCAUUGGGCGAUACUGAUCCCAGAGUUGGGGAAACUUCCAGGUAUUUAGCUGAGGCCCAUGUUCAAGCAAUGCAGUUUGAUAGAGCAGAAGAAUUGUGCAUGAAAACUCUUGAAAUUCAUCGUGUUCACAGUGAACCAGCAUCUCUUGAAGAGGCAGCUGACCGUAGGUUAAUAGCCCUUGUAUGCGAAGCAAAGGGGGAUUAUGAAUCAGCCCUUGAGCAUCUUGUCCUUGCCAGCAUGGCAAUGAUUGCAAAUGGUCAAGAUACUGAAGUUGCGGCUAUUGAUGUAAGCAUAGGCAACAAUUACAUGUCUCUUUGUCGCUUUGAUGAGGCUAUCUUCUCCUACCAAAAAGCGCUUACUGUUUUCAAGUCGUCAAAGGGAGACAGCCAUCCAUCGGUUGCUUCUGUCUUUGUACGUCUUGCUGACCUAUACCAUCGAACAGGAAAGCUUCGUGAGUCCAAGUCAUAUUGUGAAAAUGCUCUGAGGAUAUAUUCAAAACCUGUCCCUGGAACUACGGCAGAAGAGAUUGCUGGUGGGCUAACUGAAAUUUCUGCUAUAUAUGAGUCUGUUGAUGAACCAGAGGAGGCACUGAAGCUCUUGCAAAAGGCAAUGAAGUUGUUGGAGGAUAAGCCGGGACAGCAAAGCACAAUUGCUGGAAUAGAGGCACGAAUGGGAGUGAUGUUUUAUAUGCUUGGGAGAUACGAAGAAGCAAGGAGCUCUUUCGAAAGUGCUGUAGUAAAACUUAGAGCUAGUGGAGAAAGAAAGUCGGCUUUCUUUGGGGUUGUGUUGAACCAGAUGGGAUUGGCUUGUGUGCAGCUGUUUAAGAUAGAUGAAGCUGCUGAGUUAUUUGAAGAAGCAAGGGGGAUACUAGAACAAGAAUGUGGCCCAUGUCAUCAAGAUACCAUUGGAGUAUACAGCAAUCUUGCAGCAACCUAUGAUGCAAUGGGGAGAGUUCAAGAUGCAAUUGAGAUUCUGGAGUAUGUUCUUAAAUUGCGCGAAGAAAAGCUUGGAAUUGCAAAUCCUGAUUUCGAAGACGAGAAGAGAAGGCUACAAGAGCUUCUGAAGGAAGCAGGCAAGACUCGAGACAGAAAAGCGAAAUCACUCGAAAACCUCAUUGAUCCCAGCUCGAAGAAGACGAAGAAAGACGCGGCAAAGAGGUGGCCUGGCCUGGGGUUUAGAAUUUAAAACAAGAAAAAAAAAGGAAAGGUCCACAUUCUUAAGUACCCUCCUACAUCCAUCUGAUUUCUUACAAAAUGCACAUUCUGUAACAUAGAUCAUCAUCAUGUAUAGGGUUGAAGUUUUUAAAUUUCCGCGAGGUUUUUUCGUCCGUUUCUCGAGCUUUGGAAUUCUCUCUCAUUUAUUUUUCUCCUGGUUAAUUAUUUCAUUGAAAUGUCUGCUGUUGUGAGCUUGAAGUUGUUCACUGAUAAAAAAAAAAAGGUUAUGAAUCCGAGUGAAUAAAAAAUUCUUGUAUGCC
Molecule: messenger RNA, 2377 nt
Organism: Humulus lupulus (European hop)
Lineage: Eukaryota; Viridiplantae; Streptophyta; Magnoliopsida; Rosales; Cannabaceae
Product: protein KINESIN LIGHT CHAIN-RELATED 1-like
Exons: 3
Coding region: 274-2088 (604 amino acids)
Molecular function (GO): protein binding
Source: RefSeq, a predicted model, not a curated record